Schistosoma margrebowiei is the source of this 2998-nucleotide messenger RNA. Lineage: Eukaryota; Metazoa; Platyhelminthes; Trematoda; Strigeidida; Schistosomatidae. The record is from the annotation of a GenBank genome assembly.
AUGACAUCAGAAGUAGACGUAGAUGAGCUUAUUAGUAGGCUUCUGGAGGUCCGAUCAUCCAGACCCGGGACUACUGUAAAUAUGAAGGAAGAAGAAGUUCGAUAUUUAUGUGUUACUUCACGACAAAUUUUCUUAUCACAACCUAUUCUGUUGGAAUUACAAGCUCCUUUGAAAAUUUGUGGUGAUAUUCACGGCCAAUACACAGACUUAUUACGUCUUUUCGAAUACGGUGGUUUUCCUCCAGAAUCUAACUACCUGUUUCUUGGAGAUUAUGUAGACAGAGGCAAACAGAGCUUAGAAACUAUUUGCCUUCUUCUUGCUUAUAAAAUUAAGCAUCCAGAAAACUUUUUCCUUCUUCGUGGGAAUCAUGAAUGUGCUGCUAUUAAUCGGAUAUAUGGAUUUUAUGAUGAAUGUAAACGACGUUUCAGUGUUCGAUUAUGGAAAACGUUCACUGAUUGUUUUAACUGUUUACCAAUCGCUGCAAUUGUAGAUUCAAAAAUAUUUUGUUGCCAUGGUGGAUUAUCUCCAGAUUUGCAAAAUAUGGAUCAAAUACGACGUAUCAUGAGACCGUCAGAUAUUCCUGAUACAGGACUUUUAUGCGAUAUUUUAUGGUCAGAUCCUGAUAAAGAUGUUAAUGGUUGGGCUGAAAAUGAUCGUGGUGUGAGUUUCACAUUCGGUCCAGAUGUAGUUACUAAGUUUCUCAACCGACAUGAUAUGGAUUUAAUUUGUCGAGCGCAUCAAGUAGUUGAAGAUGGUUUUGAAUUUUUCUGUCGUCGUCAGUUAGUAACCUUAUUUUCUGCACCAAAUUAUUGCGGUGAAUUUGAUAAUGCCGGUGGUAUGAUGUCUGUAGAUGAAAAUUUAACAUGUUCAUUUCAGAUACUUAAACCAUCUGAAAAGAAGGCUAAAUAUCAAUAUCAAGGUGCAAACGCUGCUGGCAAUCAAGCCAGAUUGACUGCUCGAAUACCAUGAUCACUAUGUUCGUUGUCGAUAGUAAUACAUGCUUCCAUAAAUGCUUAUCAUAAUAUGUGCGUAGCAAAGAACUGUCUGGAGUAAAGAACGAUAAAUCAAAAUUUUGCUAACGAAUGGUAUUUCAUCAUAUUUCAAUACAAUUUCAAACUUUUAUGCUUAUAUAUAUAUAUAACUAUUGUUCCUUAAUUUUAUUUUACACAAAUAAUGCACACAAUAUUUUUAUUGGUAAAUUAAAAUUAACUGAAGCACAUGUAUUUACUAUUUGGUUGCUUAUUACGUUUACUGUUUGUGUAUAGACGGCACAGGCACACAUUACUAACAACGGGUUUAAACACUACUUCAAUUAUAUGCACAAAUCUUCUGAGAAUAAAAGGAUUAUGGUUACAAAUAUUUACUCAAUACCUGAUGAGGUUUCUGUUUUUUGAGAUAUUUUCUUUUCCAUAUUAGUGAAUGCGUCCACUGCUCAAAUAACAACUACUCUCCUCAUGUGUUUUAUGUGUGGGUGUAUCAUAUGCUUCUUCACUGUCUUACUAUAACUAACGCAUUCAGCGAGAUGAUACAACAAUUGGGAACUGUAUUUUGUCUAUAAAAUAGUUUCUACUUGCCGGUCGAUCAGUUUUGUCCUAGUUGACAUAUUUUCACCCAUAAACACACAUGUCGUCAACCAAACUACUUGUAAAAAAUGUAAUUUUUCGAUUCCUCCUAGUUUGUCUUUUCUUCCUUUCGUGCAUGAUAAACAACACAAUACUUAUUAACCGAUGAUAAUAAAAAAUUUUGUUUAAAUUUUUCCGUACAUACACCUACUCACUCCUUCCGCAAUCACAUUUGAUAUAUGGAAUACUAUACUGUAUACCUUUAGUUAUGUGCUUUGUACUGCAUCUUACCAAAUGAUGAUGAUGAUAUGAGUCAACAUUUGAACAAAUAACAAGAUAAGUAUCCAAAACGUUACAUAGGUUUUAAUUUUACCGUCAUUUUGAAGUACCUGUUCAUUCACAAUAUGCUGUGCUAUAUUUCAUAAUUUUUGAAAAUCAGUUUCUGUGGCUUAGCAUUCCCCUGCCCCCUCCACAUACACUUGUCGUUAGUUUCUAACUCCUAUAAUUUUUCCUUUACCACUAAUACUGCUGCUACUGCCGAACAUGCACAUAUGAAAACCAAUUUUUAGCGUUUUGAACGGAUUAAUCUACGUCUCUUAUUCUUUUCUUUUCAGUUUUUAUUCGUUUCUAUUAUAUCUUAAGAAAUCAUUGGAACUUUUUUAUCCGUUUAAGCAUACUCUCUCUACUAUGAAUGCCUCUUUCCUAUGUCUAACCUUCUCCACAUCAACUGACUUAGUAGUAACUGCUGUUUUUAAUCGAGUAUAGUCGUAGCAGGUAUAAUAAAGAGAGUAGCAGUAAGUAACACACAAAAUGAAGUGAUAUGAUCUUCAUAUUGACCAAAAUAACCAGUUCUUAUGUCUGGAACCGAUACUGAAUUAUUAGUUCUAUGUGAUCAAUGAUACACUUGCUAGACUUAUUCGCAUCAGUGCAAAUGAAAAUGUGUGUAUAAUUUACUUUGUUAUCCUACUAUAACAACCUUAUUAAUCCCUUCGGACGUCAUACCUAAUGAUAAACAAAAACGUACACUUUGAUACACUUCACACACCACUUGUUUGUUAAUAAAUCUUGUCUGUAACGCACUCUCAUUUGUUAAUUUAAUUGGUGAUAUUCGUUUUUCUCCGGGAUAUUUUUUUCUAUUAGUUACUCACCUACCUUUCUUUGUUCGAACUGUAUGUAUAUUUGUUUUAUUGUCCGUUGUCAGAUUAUUUCAAUUUCUUCCUUUCUCUCUCUCACUUUCUUGUUUCUGAAGAUUAUCAGUGAAAAAGCAAAACUUAUGACGGUCACUGUCACCUUAUUUCUGACCAUUUACAAACUAUGUUUGUGUACAUGAAUAGUUCCUUUUUAUUCUUUUGGUUAGUUGCCUUUUUUGUUCGUUUGUUUAUUUACUAGUUAGUUCUUUGAUAGUAAUUAUAAAUAUUAUCCGUUGUUUUUUUUGU